AUGACUAAGAAACUUGUAGAGAGUGAUCUACGCCCAAUCUAUAAGGAGCAAAAGGAGUCUGUCGUACACGUGUUGUGGCAGUUUGCUGCUACUAAUGAUGUUUGGUUUGAGGCUUGUUCUAAAAUUAAAAAAUGGAGCACUUGUGAAGAUAAUCUGCUGAAAUUGAUAGAGAAGCUAAUGCAGAAACUGUCUAAAGAGGAAAUGGAGGAGGUGGCUAUGAUAAUGAGGAGUUUAUGGUUAAGAAGAAAUCAGUUUAUUUUUGAAAACAACUUCACAUCUCCUGGCCAGGUUAUCAGUGCAGCAAGGGAACAAAUAAGAGAGUUUAAAUUGGCUCAAACAGUGGUUGAGAAGAGCUGUCUUAGCAGAACUAUAGGGAGACAAAUGAGAUGGAAGAAACCUAAUAGAGGUCAAGUGAAGGUAAAUUGGGAUGCAACCAUAGAUCAGAAACAGAAAAAAAUGGGAAUUGGAGUAGUCAUAAGGGACGAAAUGGGAGAAGCAUUAACAACUUGCUGUGAUCAGAAGAAGCAUGUGCAACACUCAGCAAUAGCAGAAUGUAUGGCACUUUGGAAAGCCAUGGAGCUUUGUAGAGAUCUUGGUUUUCUCAGAGUGGUUUUUUAG
Molecule: messenger RNA, 618 nt
Organism: Juglans microcarpa x Juglans regia
Lineage: Eukaryota; Viridiplantae; Streptophyta; Magnoliopsida; Fagales; Juglandaceae
Exons: 1
Coding region: 1-618 (205 amino acids)
Molecular function (GO): RNA-DNA hybrid ribonuclease activity; nucleic acid binding
Source: RefSeq, a predicted model, not a curated record